CUUGACGUCGGUUGGUUACGAUAAGACGGCGUGAGUGACUUCCCAUAUUUCCAAUCAAUACUUAAUAAUAAAUGACCGGUAAAACGUCAAUGCGCGCGUUAUUAGGUUUUCCUUUCCUCUCUGUACACUCACUGUAUCCAUUCAGCUUUAUAAUGUAAACCCAGUAGUGAACCCUUAACCUUAUAAUAGCUACGUGUGAAAAUCAAGUGAUACAAAUGUAACAUUUGAUUUAAGAUGGCUGUGAUACAUGUAGGCUACUGUGUUAUUAUGUUAGUUCCACUUAAAAGCAAGAGGUGUAGCUAUGUCGAGCGAGGGGAGGGGUGAAUCGGUGGUAGGAAUUUAUAGGGCGUAUGAGGAAGUUGAAACAGACGGGGGAAAACGAACAACAGGGUCUUCAUUUAAGCCAAACACUAAGACUUAACCGCUUUCAAAAUGCCCGGAAAGAAAGUCUGCAUCGUCGGAUCUGGAAACUGGGGCUCUUCGAUUGCCAAAAUAAUCGGGCGCAAUGUCAAAGCAUCCAACAGGUUCGACCCAAUGGUGAACAUGUGGGUUUAUGAAGAAAUGAUUGAUGGAAAGAAGCUAUCAGAGAUCAUUAAUACAGAGCACGAAAAUGUCAAAUAUCUACCAGGUCACAAGCUGCCCAGGAAUGUGGUCGCUGUUCCAGACAUCACAGAAGCUGUCAAAGGAGCGAAGAUCCUCGUCUUUGUAAUCCCACACCAGUUCAUCGCCAAACUCUGCGAUCAGAUGAAACCUCACGUCGCGGAGGGAACCAUCGGGAUAUCGCUCAUCAAAGGUAUCGAUGAGGGACCAGAUGGACUAAAGCUCAUCUCAGACAUCAUCCGAGAGAAACUAGAGAUUGAGGUCAGUGUCCUAAUGGGGGCCAACAUCGCCAGCGAGGUGGCAGAUGAGAAGUUCUGUGAAACCACCAUCGGGGCAAGAAAUGAGGCAAACGGCCAUAUUUUCAAAGAGCUGCUUCAGACUCCCAACUUUCGCAUCACUGUCGUACAGGAAAGUGAUACAGUGGAGCUGUGUGGAGCUCUAAAGAAUAUUGUGGCAGUAGGUGCUGGAUUCUGCGACGGCCUUGGUUUUGGCGACAACACCAAGGCGGCGGUGAUCAGGCUGGGUCUGAUGGAAAUGGUCGCCUUCGCCAAGUUGUUCCGCAAAGGCCAAGUGAGCUCCACCACUUUCCUGGAAAGCUGUGGCGUGGCCGACCUCAUCACCACCUGCUACGGGGGACGAAACCGCAAAGUUGCAGAGGCCUUUGUCAGAACGUCCAAGUCUAUUAUUGAGCUGGAGGCAGAAAUGCUCAACGGCCAGAAGCUGCAGGGUCCCCAGACCUCAGCUGAGGUCUACAAGUUCCUCCUCAAGAAGGACAUGGUCAACAAGUUUCCCUUGUUUUCUGCAGUCUACCAGAUCUGCUUUGAGGGCAGAGAAGUGAAAGAGUUCAUCACCUGUCUGCAGAACCACCCAGAGCACAUAUGAUGGGACCAGUCUGCAAACAUGUUCACUGCUGCGCCUUCAAUAGCAAUUUACUACCACUAGAGGGUGAAAGAGAUUCAUCAGAUUGAAACGCACAAUACAACAAAGCAAAUACAACCAAGAGCACUUUUUACUUUGACAUUUCAUAAUGGAUAUUAUUCUUAGCUUUAAAGGCAGUUUUUUAUUGGGGGUACAUAAACACAACACUGUCUGAUUUACUUUUCACUACAUGACAGUUAGUUUCAGUUUUUAGUAAAUCAAAUUUCCCCUCGAGGGACAAGAAAGCUGAUCUGAUUUACAAUCUGAAAAUUAAAACUACGGGUAGUCAUUUUUUAAUCUUCAUGUGGAGUUGUUUUCUUCUUCUUCAAUAAAAUCAAUUCAUAAGAAACUGUCUUCAUUUCUGAAGAACCAAAAAUCA
This is a messenger RNA of Siniperca chuatsi (mandarin fish), 1897 nucleotides long. RefSeq names its product glycerol-3-phosphate dehydrogenase [NAD(+)], cytoplasmic-like. Gene Ontology annotation, biological process: carbohydrate metabolic process; glycerol-3-phosphate catabolic process. Gene Ontology annotation, molecular function: NAD binding; protein homodimerization activity; glycerol-3-phosphate dehydrogenase [NAD(P)+] activity. The transcript has 8 exons. The record is from RefSeq and is a predicted model, not a curated record. Bases 433 to 1482 code for a protein of 349 amino acids. Gene Ontology annotation, cellular component: glycerol-3-phosphate dehydrogenase (FAD) complex; cytosol. NCBI's taxonomy places the organism in Eukaryota, Metazoa, Chordata, Actinopteri, Centrarchiformes, Sinipercidae.